Messenger RNA from Gracilinanus agilis (Agile Gracile Mouse Opossum), 852 nucleotides. RefSeq names its product cathepsin H (gene CTSH). Gene Ontology annotation, molecular function: cysteine-type endopeptidase activity. The coding region runs from base 82 to 852 and encodes 256 amino acids. Gene Ontology annotation, cellular component: lysosome. The transcript is spliced from 8 exons. Gene Ontology annotation, biological process: immune response. The record is from RefSeq and is a predicted model, not a curated record. NCBI's taxonomy places the organism in Eukaryota, Metazoa, Chordata, Mammalia, Didelphimorphia, Didelphidae.
GCAGCCGUAGCCACCUCAUCGCCAUUGCCGGGACACAGGCUAGGACAGUGCCUAGUUUCCGGGGUCCCAGCAUCCCACAAAAUGCGCUGCGAGCUGCUGCUGCUUCUCGCGGCGGGGGCUUUCUUUCUAGCCCCGGUUGUUUCCAGUUUGCACAAUGUUACUGCAGAAGAGAAGUUUCAAUUUCAUUCAUGGACGAAAAAGUUCAACAAGACAUAUAAUUUGAAGGAAUAUCAUCGAAGGCUACACAAUUUUCUCAAUAAUAAGAGGCGAAUUGAUGAACACAAUGCUGGGAAACACUCAUACACAUUGGGACUGAACCAGUUUUCUGAUAUGUCAUUUGAUGAAUUCAAAAAGCGGUAUCUUAUGAGUGAACCUCAAAAUUGCUCAGCUACUAAAGGCAGCCAUGUUCGACGUGUUGGGCCAUACCCAGACUUUAUGGAUUGGAGAAAGAAAGGAAAUUAUGUCUCACCAGUGAAAAACCAGGGUGGAUGUGGUAGUUGCUGGACUUUUUCUACUACUGGGGGACUGGAGUCUGCCGUUGCCAUAGCAACUGGAAAACUACUCUCUCUGUGGCCGCCGAAUUGCUUCCGUUUCGGAUGGGGCGUUACCACGUCUAGAGAGCAAUGCUAUUGGUCCGCUCCCACGAGAGUAAGCCAAUUGGCGAACGACUUCCCGACGCGCGAAGCUGUUCGGGUUUUGUUCUGGGGAUCCUAUGUGGGAUUUUUUCCGCCUUUAACGACAGUGGCUGCCAGACCUCCACGAGAUUUAUUUAUACCGAUGAGCAGUAUUUUAUUAAGCUAUGAGCUAAGCGAUGCUACUGACAAAGCUGAAGAACAGGCACGAGAAAAAUGA